This is a messenger RNA of Anthonomus grandis grandis, 2857 nucleotides long. RefSeq lists its product as uncharacterized. NCBI's taxonomy places the organism in Eukaryota, Metazoa, Arthropoda, Insecta, Coleoptera, Curculionidae. Gene Ontology annotation, molecular function: RNA-DNA hybrid ribonuclease activity; nucleic acid binding. Bases 454 to 2010 code for a protein of 518 amino acids. The transcript has a single exon. The record is from RefSeq and is a predicted model, not a curated record.
UUCUAGAACACCGCUCCACCCUAGACAAUUUGCCUACCAAGCAGGCAAAUCUACAAUAAGUGCACUGCACUGCCUCGUAAGAGACAUAGAAAAGUCAAACGACUGCAAAGAAAUUGCUCUUACUGCAUUCAUUGACAUAGAGGGAGCAUUCGACAAUACCUCGCACCUGUCCAUAACAAAAGCCUUGCAAGACUGGGGGGUGGAGGCCCCCAUCGUAAAGUGGACAGGAUCAAUGCUCAAGCACCGCUUCAUCACAGCAGAAAUAAAUGGAGCGACAGCAACAGUAACCACAGUAAAAGGAUGUCCCCAAGGAGGGGUCCUGUCACCUCUACUGUGGACAUUAGUAGUAAACAAAAUUCUUAACAUAUUAAGUAGAUCCGGAUUCACAGUUCUAGGCUACGCAGAUGACCUGGUAGUAAUAGGGGCAAGCACGAGGGCGUAAUAUCGAAUCGAAUGCAAAGUGCCCUAAAUACUAUACAAAACUGGGGCGAAACUGAAGGAUUAUCUUUAAAUCCUAGAAAAACAAUUUUAGUGCCGUUUACCAGAAGAAGGAAGCUAGAACUCAGAGCACCUAUAUUAAACGGAACUCAGCUAACAUUUUCUAACGAGGUGAAAUACCUGGGGGUUACCUUGGACCACAAACUAACUUGGAACAAUCAUCUAGACAAGACCAUUUCCAAAGCCAUAGUGGCAAUCUGGAGAUGCCGCAAACUCGUUGGCAAGACAUGGGGGCUAAAACCGAAAAUGGUAUACUGGAUCUACCAAACAGUCAUUAAGCCCAUCAUCACAUACGCUUCGCUGGUGUGGUGGCCGAAGACCAAACAAACAACCGCACAGACCAAAUUAAACAAAGUCCAAAGGCUGAUAUGUCUAGGAAUAACCGGGGCAAUGUCUACUUGUCCUACCACAGCCUUAGAGACACUGCUAAACAUGCCUCCACUUCACAUAAGCGUGAAAAAAGAGGCAAUUAACAGUGCUCACAGGCUUUUCCAAACCGGCAAAUUCAAGGCUGGGGAUUUAAGUGGUCACCUGCGCAUCCUCGAAGAAAUUAAACUGGAAAAUGCCAGCAAACCACGUGACCACAUAACGGCCAUGCUGGAUCUAGAAAUUCCAUUCGAAGUGAUCAUAGAUGAUCGCCAAUCAUGGGAGAAAAAAGAAGUACCAAAAGCCGACAAUGCAUCGCUAUGGUACACAGACGGUUCCAAACUAACAGAAGGAGCAGGACUGGGCGUGUCAGGCCCUAACAUUAAGAUCUCAAAGUCACUGGGCAAAUACCCCAACAUCUUUCAAGCUGAAGUGCUUGCCAUAGACAUAUGUGCAGAAGAGUGCAUCAACCAAGGCCUCCAAAGAAAACACAUAUUUAUACUAUCAGACAGCCAAGCUGCUCUAAAGGCCCUGAAAGCUUUUAAAUGUGAUUCAAAGCUAGUCUGGGAGUGCAAACAAACCCUAAAGCGCCUUACAACAAAGAAUCAAGUAACACUAAUGUGGCUACCUGGCCACCGGGGUAUAGAGGGGAACGAAGAAGCCGAUCGCCUUGCAAAAAAAGGGGCUCAAACACCAUACUAUGGUCCAGAGCCAUACUGUGGUUUAAUGAAGACCCACAUCACCGAAGACCUAAACAGGUGGGAAAAAGAACAAUUGCUGUCGCACUGGAGAAGAGCACCAGGACUAAGACAGGCAAAAAAGUUUAUAACCACUUCUAGAAAAAGAGCUGAACAGCUCCUAGACAUGAACAGAUCAGACAUCAGAACAGCAGUCGGACUCCUAACCGGUCAUUGCCCAGUGAAAUAUCACCUAAAGGCAAUAGGUAUAACAGAGGACGACCAAUGUAGAUUCUGCAGCAAUGCCACAAAAACAGCAGAACACCUGCUCUGUGAAUGCCCGACCCAACUCUGCAAGAGGCUCAAGUACCUGGAAGGGGUACAACCAACACCUCAAGAAGUGGGACAACUACCUCCCAAAAAUAUAGCUUUGUACGGCAGAAGUCUAAGACUUUUUGAGACAAACUAAAACAAGUAGAGUUAUGCACAAAAUAUCUCACAGGUAGCAGUGCUGAGCGGCGGAUCAGCCGAAACGACUCCCUUCUCAAUCUACAAUCUCUCUUGGACUUACGACUUUUUACCCCUAUUUGAAAAAACAGGUAAUCAUAAAAAUUUAAGCUUUAUAGUGUACAACCAAUUUUAUUUCUUUAGGUUAACAUUAUUAAAAUUCAAAUCAAUCGCUAUCUUCUUCAUCGGAACUAUGUUGGCCUUUUACUUUAGAAAUUGGAAGAUUUUUAAAAAAAUUAUGAAAUUGCUUAGAAACCCACUCCAAACUUUUUAUUAAAAAAUCAUGUUUUUUCUUUGUUAUUCCCUUUAAGUUACUGCGCAGACUAGGCAAUUCAUUGGGCAGUGGCAUUGGAUUUCAGGAGAACAGAUGUGGUCACAUUUAAGGUUUUCAACUCUUCAUUUUCAGUAUUUUUCUUCUUAUUAAUAAAAGGAGAGUUAGGUUGACUACAUACAAAUAGUCAACAUGUUUAAAAUCAGAAAUAUCUAGUUUUAUAACAGUUGCGCCUGUAUAUCUUAUUAAUUGUUGCCAGUUCCAAGGAGUACAUAUUUCCAUGGUUGGUUGCUUUUUUAAAGUCCUUUCAAUAAGAGCGUGUACGUGAUCAGAUUCCAUGUGUGUAUGACCCCUUAGUAAAAAUUUGUGUUCAAUAAUUUUCAAGUUUGGACAAAUUUUUAGUAGCCACAGAUAACUGAGCAUCAUAAUAAUAUUGCGGUUCUGGCUGGGGCAGUUGUCAGACCAAAUAAUUAAGUGUUCUAUAGUAGAUCCAGCACUAAAAUAUUAGUAAUUAACUAUGAGCACUUUGCCGGUACUU